Molecule: messenger RNA, 888 nt
Organism: Paecilomyces variotii
Lineage: Eukaryota; Fungi; Ascomycota; Eurotiomycetes; Eurotiales; Thermoascaceae
Product: putative HAD superfamily hydrolase
Exons: 3
Coding region: 1-888 (295 amino acids)
Molecular function (GO): phosphatase activity
Source: RefSeq, a predicted model, not a curated record
AUGGCGACUAAGAAGGAAAACUUCCCCCGCGUGCGGGCGUGCCUGUUCGACAUGGAUGGCCUGCUUAUCGACUCGGAAGACAAGUAUACUGCCAUCACGAACGAGCUUUUGCAACAAUACGGACGGCCAACUCUCCCAUGGCCGAUCAAGGCUCAAUUGCAAGGCCGGCCGGCGCCAGAGGCCAGCCGGAUAUUCCACGACUGGGCCCAACUUCCCAUCUCUCCUGAAGAAUACGCACAAAAGCAGUCCGCCCUACAAGCCAAGCACUUCCCAAGCUCCAAACCCCUCCCUGGCAUUCCAGAGCUUCUGCAGAACCUAUCCUCGACAGAGAACACGGAUAAGCCCGUAUAUAUCGCCUUGGCAACUUCUUCGCAUAGUAAGAACUUCAAGCUGAAGACAGAUCACCUGACGGAUUUGUUCUCAGUCUUUCCGGACUCGAGACGCGUCCUGGGAGAUGAUCCGCGUAUUGGCAAGGGUAGAGGGAAGCCCCUACCUGAUAUCUACCUGCUGGCCUUGGAGACAAUCAAUCAGGAACUGAGGAAGAAAGGGGAAGAGGACGUCAAACCCGAGGAAUGUCUGGUUUUUGAGGAUGCCGUUCCUGGCGUCGAGGCUGGUCGGCGAGCUGGUAUGAGAGUGGUCUGGUGCCCGCAUCCUGGGCUAUUACAAGAAUACAAAGGGCGCGAAGAGGAGGUCCUGGCCGGUUUGACGGGUGCACAUAAGGAAGAGGAAAAAUCGGAUUCAGAAAAGGAGGCCGAGCAAUUGCAGGCACCGAGGAUGAAAGGCGCUGGACGGCCUGGCGAGGAAGGCGAUGGGUGGGGAGAGCUUCUUCUCACCCUAGAGAAUUUUCCUUACGAGAGAUACGGCAUUACAAUCCCUGACAAGCAAUAG